This is a messenger RNA of Dermacentor andersoni, 753 nucleotides long. RefSeq names its product selenoprotein K-like. Gene Ontology annotation, cellular component: Golgi apparatus; endoplasmic reticulum membrane. Lineage: Eukaryota; Metazoa; Arthropoda; Arachnida; Ixodida; Ixodidae. Gene Ontology annotation, biological process: calcium ion transport; endoplasmic reticulum calcium ion homeostasis. The record is from RefSeq and is a predicted model, not a curated record.
CAUGUCGGAUUAGGAGCUCUCGAUGUGCUGAGGCAGCGCAAGUUUUCUGUAAGCAGCGCCUGACUGAGGGCAUGGAGGCCCUUAGAGGGGAUAUUUUCCCUUGGCGACGGUAAUUCGACGGGACUAAUUCACGGAAAGUCGCCGCUUGGUUUUUGUCCUAUAUCUGCGGUGUGCUAUCGACUUCCAACAUGCCCUACAUCAACGAACGAGGCGAAAUCAUGGAGUCGCGGCCUCUGUGGCGGAUAGGAACCAUUACCGAUUUUUUCCAAGGCUUCGCCCGGAUGGUUGCUUUAUUCUUUCAGACUUUGUUUAUGAUGGAUUCUGAUAGUUCAAGCAGAUCAUCGUCGUCAAGGCCUGGAGGGACAAAUGCAAGAAGACCUCCUGGGCCACAACCUAGACGCAGGCUUGGUGGUUUUGGAAACCUUGACUCUGGCACGAUGAACUGCUCCAUUCCUGGUGGCGGAUGAGGCUAAAGGGUCUUCUGUGCACAGAAGACCCGAGAAGAUAUUAUGAGCAACCACCUUAAAGCACUCUUUCUGGGCAACAUGAUGAUGCCCACCCUUUCAACUCCACUGUGAACUAGGGUGUGGCUGAAGCUUUGCUGAAGAGUUGCUUCCAAUAAUGUAUCAUCUAAGUGUUUCCUCACACAGCACAAAUUAGUAAUUGCUUUGUAACUGGUUUCAAUAAAAUUGCACGAGCAAACCAUGACAAGAUGUUAUAAUGGCCUAAUAAAGUAUUCACACGUUUAUAUAA